Messenger RNA from Acanthopagrus latus (yellowfin seabream), 4859 nucleotides. RefSeq lists its product as uncharacterized. The record is from RefSeq and is a predicted model, not a curated record. The coding region runs from base 255 to 4085 and encodes 1276 amino acids. Gene Ontology annotation, molecular function: protein binding; GTP binding. NCBI's taxonomy places the organism in Eukaryota, Metazoa, Chordata, Actinopteri, Spariformes, Sparidae. The transcript has 4 exons.
GGAGGAGAGUGUCAACAUCACAUUUUCUACUUCUACUUCUACUUCAAGUGGAAGUUUCAGUUCGUCAGAGAGACACAGAGCUGCAGUCCAGAUGAAUUUCCGUCUUUCUCUGAAGAGGAGUUUAAAACUGAAUCCAUCAGAUUUUUCUCAGCAGAACAACAGAAUCUCAUCUGAACACUGUACAAAGCUGAGCGUCUGGGCCGGAGCGGCUCUCUACUUCUCCAAACUGAGGCUGAUUACGUCUAGACUAAGAGAUGGGCUCUAAAGCCAGCAGAGAGGCGGCAGCAGUGGAGGCGGCAGCAGUGGAGGUGGCAGCGCUCGGCCGGCCGUUCAGCCUCGGAAUGCUGUACGACUGCCGCAGUGAUACUCUUGUUCCUGGCAUGACCCUGUGGGACUGUGAUGACCUCGAAAAAAACACAAGAAAAAGACCAAAACCUAAGACUGAUUUUGAGAUAGUUGCAUCUGAAUCAAUUGAGGACAAAUCUUCAGCACUUAAUGUUGAAGCCUCUUUGAAGGCGAGUUUCUUGGGGGGACUGGUUGAAGUUGAUGGAUCAGCAAAUUACCUGAACGAUAGUAAGACUUCUAAAAAUCAGGCCAGAGUAACACUGAAGUAUGAAGCUACCACAAAGUUCCACGAACUGUCCAUGGAUCAUCUUGGAAGAGGCAAAGUGAAGCAUCCAGAUGUCUUUGAUAAAGGGUUAGCUACACAUGUAGUCACAGGUAUUCUUUAUGGAGCACAAGCCUUCUUUGUCUUUGACCGUGAGGUGUCAGAAAAGGACAGUUAUCAAGACAUUGAGGGUAACUUGAAGGUGAUGAUACAGAAAAUUCCCUGUCUUGCUAUAGAGGGUGAAGGUUCACUGAAAAUGGAGGACAAAGACAGAGCCACUGCUGAUAAGUUCUCCUGCAGAUUCUAUGGAGACUUUUCACUUCAGAAAAUGCCGACAUCAUUUCAGGAUGCAAUACAAGUCUAUCAAAGUUUGCCAACAUUGCUGGGAGCCAACGGAGAAAACGCCGUACCAAUGAAGGUCUGGCUGUUGCCGCUAACAUGUUUAGAUUCUUCUGCUGCGAAAAUUGUCCGUCAGAUAAGUUUAACAUUAGUUAAAAAGUUACAGAGUGUCCUGGAGGACUUCAGUGAGCUGGAGAUGAGGUGCAAUGAUGCCCUGAAAAGCACCACUGCACAGCAGUUCCCACAGAUUGUCACAAAGAUUAAAACCUUUAAGGAGAUGUGCUCUGAGUUCAAGCUGGAAUUCCAACAAAACUUGGCAAAGAAGCUUCCAUCAAUCCGAGGAGGAGGAGAAGAAGAGGCUGAGCUCGCAGAGAUCCUGAAGAAGAGACAUUCUUCUCCUUUCAACAGCAAAGACCUGAACAAGUGGAUGGACUGUAAAGAGAGAGAACUCUGCGUUUUAAAGUCUUUCACCAACAUAAUGAAGAACACCAAAAUCGUCCAAUCUGACAGAAGUCUUCAUGAGGAAAGUCUCAGUGCAGAUCAUGCUGUGUGUUUUGUUUUCACCUCACUGGGAAGUGAUGAACCGUACCUGUCAGCUUUAUCAGAGUACUUAGGACAAACAACCAAACCAGACAAACCUCAAGAGUCUCGUACUCAUGAUGUAGAGAAGGAACAAUGGUACCUUUUAAAGGAAGUAGCAGAUACAAUGAGGAGAAAAGCAAAACUCUUCAGUGACUUUGCAGAGGCCAACAAGGAGAACAAGAACAUUAAGUUCUUGGCAGUUGGUUCAACAGACGAGUCACAGAAAGGUUCAAGCAUCUACCUUUAUAAAGACGGCUUCUCUGUUAAUGAGAACUUUGAACCUCCUUCAAAACCUGAAACAUUAACAGUCAGAGACAUAAACCACAACAGUGUGACGCUGAAGAUUUGUCCAGCAGAGUUUGGAGCAGAGAACAUCACCUCCUACUCUGUUGAGUACUGUGUCAGUGGACAGGAUGGAUGGAAAGAAAAGACGGCAGCAGGAGCUGAAGAAGUCACAGUGAGCGAUCUGAGUCCAAACACAGAGUACAAGUUCAGAUGCAGAGCAGUGACCUCAGUAGGUGUUGGACCAGCCAAUGAAGUCACUGGUUCCAUUAAAACUUUACCUUGCAGCCCUCCUGGAGAACCUCAAGUUGAACCAAACUCAGGUGAGAUAUCAGUCAGCUGGGACAAACCUGCUGAACUCGGACAAGAUGUCCAGAUCCUGAGCUACAUCGUGGAGUACGCCAAAACAGACAGCAGGGUGAAGGAGGAAGAUCUCCAGUGGAACCAAAUGAUGUCUAAGACUGAACAGACGAUCAUCUCAGGGCUUCAGCCAGAGACAGAAUAUGUCGUCAGGGUCAGAUGUGAUUGUGGUGAAGAUGGACUGAGCAAAGAAAGCAUCUCUUCUAUCUUUGUUGUGCCCCCGAAAGAACGACUUGUUGAUGCUGUUAAAAAACAAAGCAGUUUGCUGAAACACCAGUCAGGUCAUCUCCCAGUUUAUAAAGUUCCCCUGAAAGAAGAAAGACUGACUGUUGCAGGGUGCAGGCGUUUUAGUUUUGGGAAAGAGUCUUUCAAACAUAAUCGCACCAUCAUGGUUCUCGGAGCAACUGGAGCUGGAAAAUCAACUCUCAUCAAUGGGAUGAUCAAUUACAUUCUGGGUGUUGAAUGGGAGGAUCCAUAUCGGUUUAAGUUAGUUGAUGAGGAUCCAUCAAAAUCACAAGCUGAAAGCCAGACGUCUGAAGUCACUGUGUACAAGAUCAACCACCAGGAGGGCUUUAAAAUCGACCACUCACUGACCAUUGCUACUGUUGACACUCCAGGAUUUGGAGACACAAGAGGCAUAAAGAGAGACAAACAGAUCACAGACCAGCUGCGUAAUCUCUUCACUGAUAGGCAUGGUGUCAGUGACAUUGAUGCUGUGUGUUUCGUAGCUCAGGCUUCUUUAGCUCGACUCACACCAACACAGAAAUAUGUGUUUGACUCUGUGCUCUCAAUCUUUGGCAAAGAUGUGGCAGAAAACAUCAGAGUUCUGGUGACAUUUGCAGACGGCCAGCGUCCACCAGUUCUCGAGGCGAUCAGAGCUUCAGGUGUCCCGUGUCCUAAAACAGAAGACGGGCUGCCGGUUUACUUCAAAUUCAAUAAUUCAGCGUUGUUUGCAGACAACAAAUCAUCUGCAGCAGGCAGCAUGAGUAAAUAUGGAAGCUUUGAUCAGAUGUUUUGGGAAAUGGGGGCCAGUAGCAUGGAGAUGUUCUUUGAUGCUUUGAAUGUGAUAGAAACCAAAAGCUUGACAUUAACUAAGGAGGUGCUCAGAGAGAGACAGGAGCUCGAGAAUUCAGUAGAAAAUUUGCAGGUGAAGGUUAAACUUGGGUUAUCCGAGCUUGAGAAGAUAAAAGAGACAAGUGAGAAACUGAAGGAUCACGAGGCAGAGAUCAGCAGGAAUGAGAACUUUGAGAUUGAAGUCACUGUCCCGAAGCUUGUUAAAAUAGAUAUUUCAGGCACUGGAAAGUUCAUCACCAACUGUCAGCAGUGUAAUUUUACCUGUCACUAUCCCUGUAGCUAUGCCAAUGACGCAGAUAAAGCACGCUGUUGUGCAAUGGGAUCAGAUGGAAACUGUACUCAGUGUCCAGGCAAAUGUCAUUGGAGUGUACAUUCUAAUAUGACAUACAGAUUCAAGUUUGAGGAAAUAAAAGAAAAACAAACAGUGAAAGAUCUGAAAGAAAAGUACCUAAAAGCCAAAGGUGCUAAGGCACCUGUUCAGGCAUUGUUUGAUGUAAUGAAGUCUGUAUUUCAUCGUGUGCAGGCUGAGGUGGGGAAACUGAUGGAGAGCUCUGCUAAGUGUUUAAACAGACUGAAAGAGAUAUCACUGAAGCCGAAUCCUCUCUCCGCUCCAGACUACAUUGACCUGCUUAUUGAAGGAGAGAAAUCUGAGUGUGAACCAGGCUGGAAGCAACGAGUUGAGCACCUGACAGCCGUCAGAGAACAAGCAGAGUUCAUGGCUAAAGUAGAGAGAGAAGAGAAUCCCCUCCAGAGUCCAUCUACUGACCUCCAGCAUGUUAGCGAGGACAAACAAAGAACAGCACCAACCAAAAGAAAACUGUCAGUGUCUGAUAAAGACUAAGAUGAGACUGAGCCAAAACCGACCCAGACCAAGAAGAGGCAGAAUCGAUACUAACCCAGACAAAGAUGAGACCAGUUCUGAUACCAGCAAAGUCUAAGAAAGGCCUGAUGUUGCUUCCUAGUGCUAGAACUUCAGGUGUAACCAUAGCAGCAGGUUGAUGAAGAGCUUCAGGUGUAACGUAGCAGCAGGUUGAUGAAGAGCUGGUGCAGCCCAGCCAUGAUGUUCAGCAGGUGUAACGUCGACCACGUUCACCAUCUUAAUUAACGGUAUUUAAAGUAAACAGCAGCUUCAGCUGCCGUCUGCUCUCACAGUGAAGCUCAGUCACUGAGAUGUGACGCUGUGAGAAACAUGAAGAGAGCAGUGCUGCUGUGAUGAUGUGAACACACAUGUAGAAACAAAUCUGACACUGAGGAGAACAAAUCAAAACACUGACAUCAUGUUGUGAUAAAUGUUGAAGUGCUGAACUAAUAGAACAAUCUGCUCCAAAGCAACCUGAUCAUCAACGUCUUUAUUUUUGUCUUUUUAACGUAAAUGUUUGAAUCUUUUUCAUUGUUCCCAGAUUACAUAGUUGAGUUUUUACACUGGCUCAUCAGCUUCCUGCUUAUUUUAACAUGUUUAUCUACUAUUUUCUUUUUUUUCUUUUUUGGACAUUUAAAACCUUUAAGACGAUCUGAAUAAUGUUUAAUUCUCCUCAUACUGAUGUGUGCUGACAUUUUAUUGUCCUGUGGGCUCCCACUGAAAGAUGGAGAAAUCAAUAAUCAAUAAAUGUGAUGA